AGGCCGGCCGACAGAGUGCCGAAGGGGCCGUCGGCGAACGUUUGCGUCUGCGACUCCUUGGAGGCGGCGGAAGCCCUCCGCAGCAACUUGGAGGCGCGUGGCCUGUGGGAGCAGUGCGUCGUGGUGGUCCCUGACUCCUCGGGGUCACCAUCAUCACUGAUUGUAAGGGUUGGUGCGAAAGUCAUCGCGAUGAACGCCGCCGUCGCCAUCGCAGAGUCGUUCGACGACUUGGACGGGGAGGCCGCGGUCGUGGUCGACCUGGAGCCGAUGCACCGCGUGUGGAACGAGUUGGCCGAGGCCGCCAGCAAGGACAGGGUCGGGCCCUUGGACGAGGAUCAGUUUGUCGAGGUGGACGGCACCCUCAUCUCGUCGUCGAUCGCGGAGCGGAGAAAGUUCUGGUUCGCCCUGAUCUCGCGGGCAAACAACGCGAAGACCGGGGGCUCGGUCUCGCUCCUGGCCUGGGUCUGGGAGAAGAACGGCGGCCUCGAUCGCCGGAGGCAGGAGGGCUACAGGAAGCAGAUCGAGCGGAUCAUGGCGAUGCGGAUCCCCGAGGAAACGCGGCAGAAGGCGAUCGACAAGGUGAAGGCGCAUUCCGAGAGCCUCGUU
Prorocentrum cordatum is the source of this 606-nucleotide messenger RNA. Lineage: Eukaryota; Dinophyceae; Prorocentrales; Prorocentraceae. The record is from the annotation of a GenBank genome assembly.